AUUCACCCACACACUACUCCAAUGGCGCCGUCAACGGAACUUCAAGGCUCCUCCUUCCUCCGCCGAAUCAGCAUCCGCCGCAACCAGAUCGCCUCCAUGGACGCCACUCACGACCAACACCUCGAGGAACUCGAUUACUUCCAGAAACACGUCUCCGAUUGCCUCUCGGAGUUACUCUCCCCACCACCGCCGCCUCCUUCCUCCGCCGCCGCCUCUCAGCCGUCUGAUCCGAUUCUCUCCAUCCCUUGGCUAAAGAACCUCCUCGACGUUUACAUGUCCUGCGAGACAGAGUUCAAAGGGGUCCUCUCAACGGUCCAGAUCUCAAAGUCUCCGUCUUUAGAGAAGGGUUUGCAAGAAACGCUCGAUCGGAUUUUGAAAUCGCUCGAUAUCUGUAACGCCGUAAGUAACGGCAUUGAUUCCGUUAGUCAGAGCCGACGUCUUGCGGAGAUAGCCGUCACGGCGCUUAAACAGCGGCCGUUAUGUAACGGAAGCGUUCUUAGAGCUAAGCGCGCGUUAACAAGCCUCCUCGCUGUGUUAAACGCCGACGGGAAAGAUAGAAACGGCGGAAGUAGUAGCCGUCGGACGACUUCACGGUCGUGGUCGUUUGGACAGCGCAGUAGCGUCCACGUCAGCAAGAACUGGUCUGCGACGAAGCAGAUUCAGGCGAUGGCGGCUACUCUGGUGCCGCCACGUGGAACAGAAGCCUCUGGAGUUUACAUAAUGAGCAGUGUUAUGGUUCUUGUGAUGUGGGUGCUAGUCGCUGCGGUUCCUUGCCAGACAAGCAACGUUCUCGCGGGGCCUUUGCAGCUUCCGAAACAUCAGAGCUGGGCUAGCGCCGCGUUGAACAUUCAGGAGAGGGUUAGCGAAGAGAUGAAAGGGAAGGAGAAGCGUUGUGGUGGAGGGUUGAUGGAGGAGAUGGUGAGGAUGGAGAGGGUUGGGUUGUCUUUGUUGGAGUUCACGGAGAGGUUUAGUUUUCCGGCGGAGGAGGAGAAGGAAGUGGCGGAGAAGGUGGAGGAGAUGGAUGAGAUUUGCCGGGGGAUGGAAGUGGGGUUGGAGGGUUUGAAGAGACAAGUGAGGGAAGUGUUCCAUAGAUUGGUGAGAAGCAGACUAGAGAUUGUCUCGGUGCUUGAUCAAGCUACUGCAAUCUAAUUUAGUAUAAAAGCAAUAAUCUUUGGAAAAAAAAACUUGAUGUGUAAUAAUCUACAACUCGUAUACAUACAGACACACAUAUAUGUUUGGUUUCUGGUAUAUGAAAACUGAAAAACUCUAGAUUAGUUUCAUAGUGCUUUCCCGAACCUGUUCUUCUUCUCCUGACUUGUGAUUGUUUCCAGAAGGUUCUGUUUGUUACCGGGUCGGUUUGGUCCUGUUCUGCUUCUAUUAGUGUCUGAAGCAGUUUGGCAGUUGUUUCUGAUGAAGCUUCUUUGUGAUUUUGUUUUUCUUGGUCUGUAAAAAAGAAUCAAUGAUUAUUUAUGCAUACAAUGAACAAAGUGGUGAUUUGAUUGGA
This is a messenger RNA of Brassica oleracea var. oleracea, 1504 nucleotides long. RefSeq lists its product as uncharacterized. The transcript has a single exon. NCBI's taxonomy places the organism in Eukaryota, Viridiplantae, Streptophyta, Magnoliopsida, Brassicales, Brassicaceae. The record is from RefSeq and is a predicted model, not a curated record. Bases 22 to 1149 code for a protein of 375 amino acids.